Molecule: messenger RNA, 303 nt
Organism: Caenorhabditis sp. 36 PRJEB53466
Lineage: Eukaryota; Metazoa; Nematoda; Chromadorea; Rhabditida; Rhabditidae
Source: the annotation of a GenBank genome assembly
AUGAAGACUCUUUUGGUAAGUCUAAAAAUCAAAGUCUCUUCAAUAAAUGAUGCUCCGCUUCGCUUCCAGAUCGUUCUGCUCAUUGUGACAGUCGCCGUCUCCUCGGAGAUGCCAUGCCUCGAGUCGUCCGAUUGUAUCGAAGAAGCGGCGUGCGUUGACGGCGCGUGCCGUCGAUUCGAGCAUCCACGUCUCCAAGUGCUCCGACCGCAGAAGCCCGACGAUCCGCCCGUGUGCAGUCCGCCGUGCAAACCGCGCACCGAGAUCUGUCUCGUCGGCAACUACUGCGCUCAGGUCAUCGGAUAA